AGAGCUUCUUGGGUGCGCUAUCACUUCACCCUCCCCUCAUUUGUCUGCCUUUCUUUUUGGAUGAUGCAAAUUAUUUCACUCAAAUCACUGCCUUUCUUGGGCAAUUCGUCGUCGCUCCUUUGUCGGCUUCUGUAAUAACCAAUUUUCGUUAUUGUCUAUAAUUGUUCUCAUCUCGGCGGGGAUCUCUCCCCAGCCUCUCCGGUCUCCUGCGGGGCGGGUGGGGUGAGAGCGAGGGGACACGGUGUUGGGACUAGGUGAAAGGGUUUCGGGGUGAAGUAGUCUAGGUGCCCCGGCUCGCCUGCUUUUCCUGCGCGUCCUAACAGUGCAGUCAUGUGGCAGUGCGCUGUGAUUGGCUACACGCUCCUGGGGCUGUGCGCGGCAGCUCCGCCCCCCCACAUUAACCGCCUGGCACUAUUCCCUGACAAGAGUGCCUGGUGUGAGGCCAAGAACAUCACCCAAAUCGUUGGGCACACCGGCUGCCAGCCCCUGUCCAUACAAAACAGGGCGUGUCUGGGGCAGUGCUUCAGCUACAGUGUGCCCAACACCUUCCCCCAGUCCACCGAGUCCCUGGUGCACUGCGACUCCUGCAUGCCUGCGCAGACGCAGUGGGAGGUGGUCACCCUAGACUGCCCGGGCAGUGACGAGGCUCCCCGUGUGGACAAACUGGUGGAGCGCAUCUUGCACUGCAGCUGCCAGUCCUGCAGUAAGGAGGUGGGACCAGAGGGGGCGCUGCUGCAGCUCUACCCCUCCGAAGCCGGCCCCGAUCCUCCGCCCCUGCCCGGCGGGGACGCCCCCCACCACAACACCCACGGCGCGGGGAAGGAGCAGCACCUGCAGCACGGACACACACACACAGACCUCCACACUCACACACACACUCCUGCAGGGGGAUAGGGGGCGCUGUCCUCCUACCCCGGCAACUCCUAACCCCCUGUCCCCUCUCCUCCUUUAAUGUGCUCUCCCUCUAUCUCUCUAAUCCUCUUAUCCUUUUCUCUUCUGUUUUCAUUCUCUUUUAUGAGAACCCCCCCCCCCCCCCUUGAAUUACCUCAUUGUUUGCUCUCCCCUCACUUGUCCUUGUAUGACGCAACUAAAGCACUUUUAGAGCACCACUACUUUAUAAAACUGCAUAGAGAUGCACAUAAACAUACACAGGCACUCUUGCAUACCCUCAGCAACAUAUUUUUACAUCUGUAGCUUCAAAGAUUAAAUUAAAAGUACACACAAAAACAUACUCACACACAACAGAAUGCUCACAUACGCAUACACAUGCAAAUACAGAAAAACUCUGCCCACAUUCCCAACUUCCCAACCUCGUUGUAUGCUGUACAAUAUUUAUCCUCUGUGUCCAUGUGUUAAGGGCUUAGGGGACUACAGUCACUUUCUCAACUCUUGGCUUUAGACUAUAAAAACCUGUAAUCAGAUCUGUGUAAACGUGAGUCUUUGAACAUAAUAAACUCUUGAGUUACAGUC
This is a messenger RNA of Conger conger (European conger), 1470 nucleotides long. RefSeq names its product NBL1, DAN family BMP antagonist (gene nbl1). Gene Ontology annotation, molecular function: BMP binding; receptor ligand activity. The record is from RefSeq and is a predicted model, not a curated record. Bases 331 to 894 code for a protein of 187 amino acids. Gene Ontology annotation, biological process: animal organ morphogenesis. Lineage: Eukaryota; Metazoa; Chordata; Actinopteri; Anguilliformes; Congridae. The transcript has 4 exons.